Talaromyces marneffei is the source of this 240-nucleotide messenger RNA. RefSeq lists its product as uncharacterized. Gene Ontology annotation, cellular component: mitochondrial intermembrane space. The transcript has 4 exons. The coding region runs from base 1 to 240 and encodes 79 amino acids. Lineage: Eukaryota; Fungi; Ascomycota; Eurotiomycetes; Eurotiales; Trichocomaceae. The record is from RefSeq and is a predicted model, not a curated record.
AUGGGUAAUCUGAAAGGUGAUCUUGCUUACGACCCUCCAUGUCACCCUCGUGCAUGUGCCAUUCAGGCAUGUUUGACUAAGAAUUCCUACAACGAAGACAAGUGUCAGGCUCAAAUAGACGCAUUGUAUGAGUGUUGCAACGCCUUCUACAAGGAACGCGGCGACGAUGCAAAAACACUUAGUUGUCCAAAAGCCAGCCUACUCAAGGUCAAAAUGAGACAACGGGCGCAGCAGAGUUGA